This is a messenger RNA of Salvelinus sp. IW2-2015, 2705 nucleotides long. RefSeq names its product proline and serine rich 3 (gene proser3). The record is from RefSeq and is a predicted model, not a curated record. NCBI's taxonomy places the organism in Eukaryota, Metazoa, Chordata, Actinopteri, Salmoniformes, Salmonidae.
ACUUACCAACUUUUUCUAGAUUGGCCAGAAUCGAUCGUUGUCGAUAAUGAUGUUCUCGGUAAAGAUAAACUCUAGAUUAUUGAAUCUGUCAAAUAGUUGAAUAAAAGGUUAUCCUGCGAGGAAUGUACCAUUUACAAAGGUAGAACUAAUUGUCUAGACUAUGCAUAUGAUUUUACUAAUCUAACUAUUUUAUUUCGCCGUUUGGUUGCCCGGUAACUGAUACAAGCCCAAACCGGAUAAAAACCCGGAAGGCGCACCAUGUUUUCCUUUCAUUGAAUCAACCCAGGCAGUGAUCAAAUCGAGAUGCUCAAGUAACAUUUACAUGGAAACUAAGAGUUGUCUACAUGUGGGCUAUAACACCUCUCUGCCCAGUGUGUGAGUUGGUGCCGGUGGUACUGUCAACAUGAAAUCCAGUGGUGCUGCUCUGUUCACAAGGAAGAAUCCCUUCCCGCCAGACCCACCUCUGGGAAAAACACAUUACUACCCCUCACGCACCAAGAAGCUUCCAAAGCAACAGAGGAAAACUGUAAACUGGACUUCAGGGGCUGUCGGGGUCUUUUCCAAAUACACAUACUCCAAUACACUGUCCAGCCCUCCUCUCCAGACACACUCACUGAGCCCAGAGGACCAGUGCUUCCUCGGGGCAGCCAACCACUUUGUCUUCUGUCCUCCUCCUGCCACAGAGGCCCAGCCUAGUUUCUUAGAGUCCUGGCCCUCCACUGACCUUGGGUCCUCCCCGGGCAACACUGCCGCCUCCCCGAACACAGACACACUGACACGGGACCCGACAUCGGGAAAGUCCCUGGUCUCCGCUGGGGGAGGAGAGCAGGAAGAUUCUGUGUUGGCAAAGUACAUUGAACGCUUUCGUCACGGAAGGCCACAGAGUCGAGAGGAGCGUCAGCAGAUGUCGGCAAUGGUGGGAGAGGGCCAGCAGCCUUUCUGGUGGCUGUCCUCCUCCCCGCUACCCACCAGUUCUACACCCACUCAAACCACUGACAAAGGCCUUUCCCUUAGAAAAGACUCAGCCACCACCCUCAGUCCAGUUGGGCAGUUUCGGCAUGGCACCACCCUCUCCCCAUGCAGGGGACUCCUUGAUCUUAGUGCCAUGGGCUUGUCAGACUCCUCUCACGAUGACCUUGGAGACUCUGAGAUACAGCAUCUACAGGAGAAAGCCAGUAGACUGCUACACAGAAGUGAGCACUCACUCAGUAGUGGAUCUAUUCCCAUCAGCUCUGAGGGCCUGGGCUGCUCCAAUUUUUCCUCCCCUGUGAGCAUAGAUGAGCCAGUCCGAAGGCCUAUAGUUACCAGUCUUAUCGACUCAACCACUGUUGUGGGGAACCUAAGCUCAGCAGACCUCUAUGCUGGAACCGCUCCCAAACCGUCUGUGGUUGGUCCCCCUGACCCCCGCACACGCCCAGAGGAGGACAUCCUGUUUCAGUGGCGUCUGAGGAGGAAGAUGGAGCAGGCCAGUCAGUGGGUUCAGUCAAACCCACAGCAGGGUUACGCCUUUCAUCAGCACUCUGUCAGCUGGCAGGCACACAAGGUACAGCGGAAUCCUCUCCCUGCCUAUUCCUCUCAUAGAGUUGCCCCCUCCCUCCCCAUCUCCAGCCCCACCGUCUCUAAGUUGCAGUCGGAUUCCUCGGCCCGUCCCCACAUGCACCUUCUCUGUGACAUCCUUCCUUGUACCACUCAGCCCCACUCCCCUCCACCCAGCCACCAGAGGAAUCCAAAGAGGAGUGAGGUCUCUGGGGCCGACCGGACCGUCAGGCAYCCCAAAGCCCAGUCCAGCUCCACAGACACCUCCACUGAGGAGCCCACUAGUAAACAUGAGUCCUCGCCACCACCGCCUGCCUUGUCUGUGACCACAGAGGAAGAGUGGGUAGUUCAACAGAGGAGAACCGAGAGGACAAAAAAGGAGACACUACAGAAGGAGAGGAGUGAGAAGCGGACAGGGCCUUCCUGCAGAAAGAAGAAAUCAGCCAGGUGUCACGUUGGUGACAGGGACCAUGCUGAGAGGCCCAGCUAUGCAGAUUGGAGUGUGAGCCAACACCCCACCAGAGGUAAAGACAGGGUCACCCCAUGGAGGGAGGAGCCCAGCAGAGACUGGGGGCAACAGGAAAGGGGGCCGGGGAUAGUGAGAGAGGGCUGCCCUGGAGAUCGUGCUCCACCACCCUCUCCCAUACACAGCGCCCUGGGUCAGGUAGUUUCAGAGGUACUGUUCCUGACCACGGACUCCCCGGACCCGCCCAGAACCCCUGUGUCCUCUGACUCUCCCAGAUACGCGCCCCCGCAGUCCCCUGCCCCGCCUCCCAGUGCACAGCAGCCCCGGGAGGUUGUAGCUCAGCUGCUGCAGGAGGCUGAAGGAGUACAUUGACCGUAUGGACCAGUGCCAGUUAUCUAUUUUCACUUCACCUUGCUUGUGUUCAUGUGUACAUUUCUGGCUAUUUAUACCUGUGUACAGUUAACAUGUGCUCUAAUAUAACAUAUUAUGAACUCCUGGCAUAGCUUUGUUAGAAAGUAGCUAAAGUUACAACAAAAAGAAUCGGUAAUGUAAUCAAAUGCUCCUGAAGUUACUUUUGUUAUCUGCACAGUGACAUUUUAACUGCAUAUCUUUUCCCCCUUAAGAUUCAGAUGAGCAGGAGUUUAAAGAUGACCCCUUACUGAAGGUCUUAAGGCAGCAGAGGAAGUGGGUGAAGGAGCAAAUC